This is a messenger RNA of Acanthopagrus latus (yellowfin seabream), 6218 nucleotides long. RefSeq names its product endoplasmic reticulum oxidoreductase 1 beta (gene ero1b). The coding region runs from base 461 to 1933 and encodes 490 amino acids. Gene Ontology annotation, molecular function: FAD binding; thiol oxidase activity; protein-disulfide reductase activity. Lineage: Eukaryota; Metazoa; Chordata; Actinopteri; Spariformes; Sparidae. Gene Ontology annotation, biological process: protein folding in endoplasmic reticulum. The record is from RefSeq and is a predicted model, not a curated record. Gene Ontology annotation, cellular component: endoplasmic reticulum; endoplasmic reticulum membrane. The transcript is spliced from 16 exons.
AUAUAUAAAGUUAUCUGUACAUGAAGUUUUUGGACACCUUAGUUGUAUUUGACAAUUAUAUUUUAACUACGUUUAUCACGAAUCAUCACAGGUAUUUUAUUUUGAAGAUAUCACCCGGAAGUAGCGUUAAUUUGUGUUGCGCUAGCUUGAUGCUGAGAGAGGAAGCUGGUGGACCAAACUUCUCGAGUCAUGUACCGUCUGACAACAGUGACCCCGGUUCCGUUAGGGGAGUCCGAAGUCUAACUGUCCGUGUGAGGGUCUUCAGACACCGGGCCGCUCAGUCCACCGACCCGCUCCGAGUCCUACAGCCACUGUUAGCCUGCGGAUGCUAACUUCAGCUAGCCUGAAGCUACCGUAGCUACCAGUUCGCCACAGAGCAGCACAAGCUGCGCGGACAGGAGUCCUGCUGUUUCUGGCUCGGUUCUGCUCUGCCACCGGAGCACCAGCAGCGCCGUGAGGGAUGUGGAAAGUAACUUUACAAGCGUUCGCUGUUCUGCUGCUGGCCUGGUUCUUCGGGAACUUUGUUCUGGGCUGGUUUCAACAAAACAACGCAAAACCCAAAACGCAGCACAGCGAGCAUCUGAGCAGAGCCCCGGACGGCCAGGACCAGAGCUGCUUCUGCCAGCUGACUGGAGUCCUGGACGACUGCUUCUGUGACGUCGAGAGCAUCGACGUGUUCAACAACUUCAAGCUUUACCCUCGGAUCAAGAAGCUCACAGAGAAGGACUACUUCAGAUACUACAGAGUGAACUUGAAGCGACCGUGUCCCUUCUGGCCCGACGACGCACACUGUGCCAUCAAAGACUGCCAUGUGGAGCCCUGUCCCGAGAGUAAGAUCCCAGUGGGCAUCAAGUCUGGGAACUACAACAAGUACUCCCAGGCAGCCAAUACCAUAUCGGACAUGACUGACUGUGAACAGGCCAAAGAGCUGGGCGCCAUCAACAGCACCCUGAGUAAUCAGAGUAAACAGGCGUUCGCUGACUGGGCGAGACACGACGAUGCUCAGGACCACUUCUGUGAGCUGGAUGAUGAAACCUCUCCAGAUGCAGAAUACGUGGAUCUGCUGCUGAAUCCAGAGCGAUACACCGGAUACAAAGGUCCUUCAGCCUGGAGAGUCUGGAACAGCAUCUACGAGGAAAACUGCUUCAAGCCCCGAUCAGUGUACCGACCUCUGAACCCUCUGGCUCCCAGCAAAGGAGACGACGAUGCUGCAGGAGAAGGUUUCUACGACUGGCUUGAAGGUUUGUGUUUAGAGAAGAGAGUUUUCUACCGACUCAUCUCCGGCCUCCACAGCAGCAUCAACAUCCACCUGUGUGCCGAGUACCUGCUGGACGAGGGUUGGGGACGCUCAGUCUGGGGUCCAAACGUUCAGGAGUUCCGGGAGCGUUUUGACACGGCAGUGACGAAGGGCGAGGGCACGCGGCGGCUGAAGAACCUGUACUUCCUGUACCUGAUCGAGCUGCGGGCGCUCUACAAGGUGGCGCCGUACUUCGAACGAGCCUUCAUCAACCUGUACACAGGAAACAGUCAGGAGGACUCAGCCACCAAGGAGCUGCUGCUGCAGGUCUUCAACGAGAUCAGAGCUUUCCCCAUGCACUUCGAUGAGAAGUCCAUGUUCGCUGGACAGAAACUGGAAGCCAAAACUUUAAAGGAGGAAUUCCGCCUCCAUUUUAAAAACAUCUCCAGGAUCAUGGACUGUGUUGGCUGCAGCAAAUGUCGACUGUGGGGAAAACUGCAGACUCAGGGUCUGGGUACAGCUCUGAAGAUUCUCUUCUCCGAGAAAGAGAUCCAGAACCUUCCAGAACACAGCCCCUCCAAAGGCUUCCAGCUGACUCGACAUGAGAUCGUGGCCUUAAUCAACGGCUUCGGCAGGUUGUCCACCAGCAUCCAUCAGCUCCACAGCUUCCGCCUGCUGCUGAAGGACAACAGGUAACAGCAGGUGACGUCUCACCCGGCCAGCAGGAGGCGCCAGCCCACAGAGAACUGCAAGAGCCUCAUCCUGGCCCAGAAGAAGGACUUUUCCAUGGACAUCAGGAUCAGCAGCGAUCAGCAACACAGGCGCCCUCUCUUCUCCCGAUCGUCUCUCCUUUAUGAAUGUUAACUCUUCUUGCCUGUCUCAGAAAACUCUCUGAGAACUUCAGCUGACGUCUUUUUCCCGCUCUGCUGUCGGGCGGUGACGAACUGGCUUUUAUUUUAUUGUUAUUAUUUGUUUUUUCUGAGAAGACUUUUUGAGACGACGCAGAUCCAACUGUGUCCAACAGGAAGUGACUGACUUUGGUUUAAAGCUUAGAUGACGUCACCGUGACCCCGCCCUCUGCUGACAUCACAUCCUGUUGGAUUUGACUCUCAUGUGAACCCGUCAGACCUUUGCGGCUCUUCUGUAAGGACAAUGAUGCGUGUUGUCCUGAGACUGGACUCAGGUUGGACUGUUGGUCCAGACUGAAGCGUCGGGACGCUGCUUCCUGUUUGUUUUCCUCCUCUUCUUCUUCUUCUUCUUCUGCUUUUAGAGACGUUUUUUUGUUUGCAGCCUGAGGAUCUGGACCAAUCUGCUCGUGUUUACCAUCUCAGGCCUAAUUUAUGUCAGCUCGCUAAAGUGUGUGUGUGUGUGUGUGUGUGUGUGUGUGUGUGUGUGUGUGUGUGCAGAGUGGAGUUGCCACUGGUCGCAUGUUGGUGGAUCUGCACCGGCCUUUUCUUGCAGACGUCGCUGAGUCUCCUCGUGGUUUUCAACCUCAGCCUGGUGUCUUGAGUUUCUCCUCGCUCGUCGCCUCCUGCAGCUGUUGGUCUCAACACGACGACCUGCUGCUCAGUGUUAAAUUCACUUUGAGGUGAAUAAUCUGUGAUUGGUCAAAUCCGCCUCAGUAACAGCCUCUAAAUGUCUCUGUGCUCAUUAAUUAUGUUUCCUCAUGUCGUACAUCAGGAUAGAAUUCUAAUAUCUUGUGAUGCCGGUGACGACUCUUUUUAUCUUCGUUGAUCGGCUGAACAAAAACAAAUGUUUAAUUCAGUUAAGAUGAAAGUUUAUUGUUUAACCUCGCUGGAAUAAAACUGACACUCAAGUGCUCAAAUCUUAGCGGUAAACUUUGACGUCAUGGAAACACAAAAACCACAAGUUGAUAAGAUGAGCAGGAAAUGUAAACUGCAGAAUCAGGAUCCACUAAACAGGAAACUGAUAUUAUUAGUAUUAUCAUUUUCUUACAUGAACACACGUUUAAUUUUUUCAAGAAUUAUGACCAAAAGUCAGAAAUCCAGCUUUAAUUUCCCAGUGGUUCUGAUCGUCCUCCAUACGCAGAAGUUCUGGAUGUUUUACGGUUGAAAUGAAACUCGUCCUGUGACCCACGAGAUGAGCACCGUGAUCGCUUCCCUCUCAGAACCAGGAGUCCUGUUCCUGGUUCUGAGAGGUUCGGUUCUGAUCCAUCAGCUGCUGAGGUGACUGGACGACGCCGUGUCUGAGCUUUAACACAAGACUCAAACAAUGAAGCCGAUCGUUCAGCUGUUCAGUGAAGGAAACAGAACUGUGUGUGUGUGUGUGUGUGUGUGUGUGUGUGUGUGUGUGUGUGUGUGUGUGUGUGUGAGAUCAACAGUUGCAGCUAUAAUUUAACGGACUACGACUUGAUUCCAUAAUUAACCAUGAACUUGAUCCAGUAGAAGAUUUCUUUGCUCUCUCGUGAUGACAAACGUUUGAUUCUCCGUCUGUUCGUCUGAAUCCUGUAAAAGAAACAAAACGCUGCCUGGUUUUCGCUCCGGUUCUCUUCUUGCUCGCGCCUCGUUGUCUUAAAGCACAACUUUAACACAUUUAGUAGAUUUAUUGAAACAGGACAGUUUAUUUUCUGGACCGCGGCGGUGCUGUUUCCUCGGGUCACUGUACAUAAUAAGUUCUUAUUAAAGGGUCAGUCCGGUGUUUCUUACUGUUAACAGAUCCCACGUUCAGACUCAAUCCAACAAUGCUCAUGGUUCCUGCUGGAGACGUUAAACUUUAAAAGCACCUCACAAACAUGUAGUUUUCGGUAUUUUGGGGAAUAUUUCCUGUGCGGGUCAUCGAUGUGUUUCUUCAUGGAGCUGGUCGACGCCGAGGAAGAAGCUGAUACGAUGAAGUUGAUUUUAGUCUUUUUAAUGAGGAUUUGUCGACAAUAGGAAACAUCUGGAGAAGGAGAUCUGAUACGAACCUGCUGACGAUGAUCAAUAAGCAACGUACGACAAGCGAAUGAUUCCGAGGAGUGUCGGCUGUGGAGUGUGUUAAUAAAGUUGUUUAAAAGAGGAUUUAUGAGUUUCGACAGGUCGGUCAGUGGACGCUUGUUCUGCCGCGUGAAGUCGACCAAAGAAGUUGAAGUUUCCUACGUUAGUUUCAGUGUUUCUGUUUUUACUCGGCUGUUUAGUUUGUUGUGUUGAAGAUUUUCUGGUCUCACAGUUUAAUAAGGAUUAGGUCAUUUUAUAUUGUUUAUAAUCUGAAGCAGUGAUAUGAAACUCCUGUCAGUCAGCAUCAUCAUCUGACUUUACUGAAGAGAAAGAGUGAUGAUUUCAGCCCUCAGUGGUUAACGUGUUCCUUCCUGCUGCCCCUUCACAGUAAAAGCGUCUCCCAGUUUGCAGCCAAAAUUACGUCUUUAAAUGCAGCUACGAAAAGUUGGAAACAUUUAGGUUUUUUUCCCUCAAUAAGCUUCAAAAGUGAACAUUAAUGUUGAUCCACGAGCAAAUCGGCUCUUUGUUUCAGUACUUUCAUGUUUUAUUGACGCUCUCCACACACUGGGAGACAUUUACAUCAUUCUGUUAUUGUGGGGAAGAAACACACAAAUUGACUUAUUUUUCAGGGUAUUUUCUAUAUUUGAUGACGACUUCAGCCCCACUUUUAUUGUGAAACAGCAGCAGGAAGUGUUCCAAACAGGAAGUUCAGUUUAAAUAUCUUCCGAUUGUGUUUUCAAGGUGAAGUUUUUCAUCCUGAACAUUCAGAACAAGGAAACAGUUUAUUAACGAGAUGAGAAACUGAGUUUGUGUGUGUGGGUGUGUGUGUGUGUGUGUUUUGUGAGUAUACGGAGGCCUGAGUGGGACAAAUUUAACAAGCUUUCAUUCAUUAUUUAACAAAUGAAAUAAUUGAUUUAGUUUGUGACAUAUAGAAAUAUUAAUUCCUAAAUGUAGCAGUCGACAUUUAACUCAGAUUAUUAAACAUUUGAAAAAUAAAAACCUGCAACUGUAAAAUAAUUAUUUUCAAAAGCUCCUAAAAUGUGUUUUAUUCAGUUUUGUCUCUUCUUUAAAUUUCAUUUGAAAAUUAGUUUUCAGUUUCAUUUAUUACUCCUUUAAAAACAGAAUAAUUCAAUUAAUUUAGACAUUUACUGAUUAUUUUACCACAUUUUCAUUAUAAUGUAGAAUUAAAUUAGAAUGUUUUCAAUACUGAAUUCUUAAAGGUACAGUACGUAAGGAUCAGCUCAUCACCAGAAUCACAUCAGUGAACUGGAGACAUCCAUGACUGUUAGCUCUUGUUAGCCUGUUAGCUCAGUUAGCUGUGCAGCUAGCUGAGAGGAGCAUUGGUGUUCACGCAGAGGAGACUGUUGAUGAUGUUUCUCCACCUUCAGUUAAUAAUUCUUAGUUCAUUUAUUAAUGUUUAGGUGUUUUUUUUGUUUUUUUUAUAUAUGUUUCGAGCUUAAAUUCUUACAUAUUGCACCUUUAUUGUUACAUCUAACUCUACAUUUGAAUUAUUUGAAAUAUUUAUUUUGGGGGAAAAAAAAAAAAAACCUUUGUCAGAAUUAAUCUGAUUAAAAUUUAUUUUCCAUUAUCUCCAAAACAAAAACAUGUUAAAGGUGAUUUAAUAAAUUCAGUUUUUUUCUUCAAAUACAAACAAAUUAAAUGUUCAGUUGCUUGUUGAAGUGAUAAUUAUCAUGAUAUCACAGGUUAUCAGUUAUAAUGAAUCAGGUGUGUGUGUGUGUGUGUGUGUGUGUGUGUGUUGCAUGCCCUCUAGCAGCUGGACGUCUCUACAAUCCGCUCGUCAGCCUUAAAACUAAAACAAAGUCUUUUGUUUGGUGAAAGAAGAAGAUCAUCUGGAUCCUGCUCCAGAUGUUUUGCGCUCCUUGUGUUGAAUCCACAUGUGCAGUUUGUAAACGGCAGCACAGUUGUGGAAGUUUUGUUUGUUUUGCUUUCAGAUUCUCUAUGAUUAUAUAAAGUUGCAUCAUUUCGAUGUUUGAACCUGUUGACUUAUAUUUAUUUGAAAAGAGGAAUAAAUAUUUCUGGACAUCGCU